GAACAUGCCAGGUACUGUUUGUGUUGAAAUGGCAGUUACGAAAUGCAUUGCUUCCUCUCAGCACUAGAGAAGUAAAUCUGUCACAACAUAAUAUCUAUCAAGAAAGCGGCGCUAACUUCCUUUCUGUUGGUGUCACGUAGCCAUUUGUAGAAAAAAUAUGGAGCAGCCCAAAGUCCGGUUAUGAAUGAAGUUGUGGGAGUCAGCUCUUACCGCCUUCCUGGACUGCAUGACAGCUUGGAGAAGAGAAAAGCAACGCUGAGAAUGCAGAGCCUAGCUGCACAAGCCUCCAUUCAUCAGCAGUGACGCAGAAAUCCUUUCCUUGAUGAAACCUAAAGCUCAGUAUGAAACGUUAUCCACAUGUAAUAGGAAAAGGUCGCAUAGCUGGGUGAAGUCAGCUUCCCAAGCCGUUGACGUCUGGCGUGUUGUCGCCUAGAGCAACCAUUACAACACAAGCUCCUGUCGUGUUCACGUUCACAUAGAUCUGCAGGGAGGGAUUUCAAUCAUAAACGAACAACGAACUACAAGGACGGGAAGAAUAUCAUCUAUCUUCUUGUAUUGCUGCGUCGAGACAUUUCACAAGAAGGAAGACGAAUCAUAACAAGCAAGACAGAAGGGCCCAAGGGAGACGAUUAGCCAAAGACACAAAUAUUCAUGUCCCUUAGCUUUCCUGUACAACAUCAUUAAUGUACCACGGCUCUAAAAGUUAUGUUAUCUUAGUCCAACACCUGCAAAGAGCCAUAACAAGCCUAAGUAGUGGAUUGAUGGAGGAUGCUUCGGCUGUGUACAUUUUCAGCGGUAGAAGUCAAGAGUAACACCGCUUUUUAAAAGCUAUUUGAAUAACAAACCCUCUGGCAGAUGGAUUCUGUCUUUGAGUGAUCAGUCGUGACCACUUCUGAAAAACUACUUGCUUUUGAAAGCAAGGCGCUUCCUCCCUUAGGGCCAAAUUGAUGAAAAAAAUUCUCAAAGCUUUCAUCAUAUUUUGUCAGGUUGUGUGACAAGACUUGCGAAAUCUUAGUCCUCCAGAGAACUCGGCCCAGGCACACAGAAAUAAUCCUAAAAUCACUACUCAUUACAAAGCCAACUAUUGAAAGUCUCACACUUCCUGUCAUCUCCGUAUCAAAGAAGCAACGCCUGUUCAAUAAUGGCCACGACGGAAAACGGUACAAUCCCUCCAGGAAAUGUGACCAAUUUUGAAAUCCCAGGCACCAUUCUAAAACAGAGCAUACCAGUCAUUGUCAUUUUGGUCAUAUCAUACUUCGUAGUCUUCAUAUUAUGCGUGGUAGGCAAUAGUUUAGUUUGCUUUAUUGUGGCGAAGAUUCCUCGGAUGAGGACAGUGACGAACUACUUCAUCUUAAACCUGGCUGCAAGCGACAUCUUGGUAGCCGUCUUCUGCAUGCCAUUUACUCUUGUGGACAACAUCAUAAUCGGUGGGUUUUGCUAUCCAUUACCGUUUCAGGUUGGGUCAUAUCGUAGUUUCAUUCAAGCUCUGAUGGAGGUAGCUGAAGAAUACUACGCCAUAGUGUACCCAACCACGACCACGUUCACGGGCCGGAUCACACUCUACGUCACCGCUGGCGUUUGGAUGCUAUCCCUCCUCCUCAUGAUCCCACAGGUGUUGCUGAUUCGGGAAAAUGCUUGGGUGGAGAACGGUCAAGUCAUUCUGACGCUGUGCCAAGAAACCUCAGCCUUCUGGCGCAAGAUUUACACCACGGUUCUAUUCAUCUGCUGCUUCAUCAUUCCCCUGACGGUCAUCAUGUACCUGUACGCUCAAAUAGGGUUGGCAGUCUGGUUCAAACCGACGCCCGGUGGAGACAAGGCAACCGACGAGGCCAAGGCAGUUUCCCUACAGAGGAAGAUGAAGGUUAUUAAGAUGCUGCUCACGGUGGUGGUGCUGUUCGCGCUGUCGUGGCUUCCCAUCCAUGUCAUCACCAUGAUCAACGAUUACGGAUCACUGUCUCCUGAUCAGCUAGACGUCCUCUGGAUAUACGUGUAUCCAGCGUGUCAUUGGCUCAUCUACCUCAACAGUGCCAUCAAUCCCAUAAUCUACGGCUUUUUCAAUCAGAACUUUCGAGCGGCCUUCCGGACACUGAUGAUGAUGAGGGGAUUAAACGUGUCUAGCUUCCAGAGUCGGAUGGUGAGCCAGGGAACCGUUAUCAAGCGGUCAACUCGCAAAAGGCCUUUGAAAUCGACAACGGCUAAAAGUGCUGAUCAAGUCUCACCGGAAGCUGUCUGACUUUUCUUGGAAUGCUCUCUUAAAUUUUCUUGAAGCGUGUCAUUAUAUAUACAAAUGAUUCGUCUUUGGUGACUGUUUAGAUUGUGUAACUACACCCAGAGCACUGUUCAAAUAAUAACGUAUAUCAACUGAAUGACUGGUCUAACACAAAGUGAACUUUACUUUUCUAUACGGUUAGAAUUACAAAGUGUACAGAGUCCGGUUAAAUAUUCCAACUUCAACUUAACCUGUGUGUAUUCAUGUAAAUUUGCGAAAAACGCGUAGGGGCUUUUGGGAUUUACACAUUUGAUAACAUUGAAAUGAAGGUCAACGGACAAUACCUUUUUACUUAUUACGUGUAUUUUAGUACUGUGAUUUUAUGCAAGAUCUUAUAGGUAAAAACUGUGAAAGGAAAUAUGAACUCUCAACCCUCAAUCUCAAUUUGGACAGCGUCUUACAGUGGACAUAACUGUACGUUGACUCAACUGCAUAAUCCUUUGACAGUUGAACCAAAUAUAUUCCUAGCGCUAGCCAUGGAUGAGAUGUGAAGAAAACUCUGCUUCAUUCGCACGGUCCCUUUGUUAUCAAUAUGUAAAUACAUGAUAUUGCGAAUAUAUGUAAUUUUCGUAGUAUAAUUUGUCUGUGUAAAUUAUAGAUCUAUCAGAUGUGUAAAACUCUGAAGAGUAACCACUGUAUCACUAUACGUAGAAAACACAUGGAACACAACACCGUACCCAAUACAAAGACAGUUUUAAGAUACUUCAUUAAGAAGAUAAGAGCAACAAUGCUGUAAUAGAUAUCAACAUAAAACCUAUAGCAACGACGGGAACUUUCUUGAGCUCGUGCGAACAUACAAUUGGCAUAUGCACAUUGUGAUAUAGAUACUGGGAUAUACAUACUGAAACAUAUAUACUGAAUGAUACAUAGUACAAUAUUCAUACUGAAACAUACAUACUGGAAUAUAAUACUAGAAUAUGCAAACUGGAUCAUAUAUACUUGUAGAAUUACUUGUGAUUUUAAAAUACUAUGUGCUUAAGAUUGUUUAAACAAUAGAAGCUAUAUUUUGUAAAUUGUUUGUCAUUUGUUCAAAGUAUUGUUUGUUUUUAGUCUGUGGCUGCUAUGUACUUUUCAUGGCCUAUCAAGUCGAUGAUGAUGAACGUUUCAUUGAUUUAUUGGUUCAUUGAUACAUAGUGAAUAUAUACACUGGAAUAUACCUGUACAUAUCAGUAUACACUCGAAUACAAUCAUAUUGACAAAUUCGGAACAACUUAACCACCCAACUACUUGUUGUACUUUUGUUUUCUGUUAAUGUCUAACCAAUGCAAUAUUCUUGUAUUAGCAGUCAUACAGAUUCUUUGCUGUAAUAUCGCACAUUGAUAUAAGAAAAUAUGUAUUCCGUCAAUAUCAAGCAGUGCCGAGCAUUCAAAAAUACUUGUAAGUAGUCACUUGUAACACAUUUUACGUCAAGUGUUGAAUAAUAUUUAUAAAAGUA
Messenger RNA from Branchiostoma floridae (Florida lancelet), 3704 nucleotides. Its product is annotated as neuropeptide FF receptor 2-like. Gene Ontology annotation, biological process: regulation of cAMP-dependent protein kinase activity; regulation of MAPK cascade; G protein-coupled receptor signaling pathway. Gene Ontology annotation, cellular component: membrane. The coding region runs from base 1142 to 2233 and encodes 363 amino acids. NCBI's taxonomy places the organism in Eukaryota, Metazoa, Chordata, Leptocardii, Amphioxiformes, Branchiostomatidae. The record is from RefSeq and is a predicted model, not a curated record. The transcript has 6 exons. Gene Ontology annotation, molecular function: neuropeptide receptor activity; opioid receptor binding; peptide binding.